Messenger RNA from Musca vetustissima, 1512 nucleotides. It is a transcript of the gene Cyp305a1, whose product is annotated as probable cytochrome P450 305a1. Gene Ontology annotation, cellular component: cytoplasm; intracellular membrane-bounded organelle. Bases 7 to 1512 code for a protein of 501 amino acids. Gene Ontology annotation, biological process: xenobiotic metabolic process. The record is from RefSeq and is a predicted model, not a curated record. NCBI's taxonomy places the organism in Eukaryota, Metazoa, Arthropoda, Insecta, Diptera, Muscidae. Gene Ontology annotation, molecular function: heme binding; iron ion binding; oxidoreductase activity, acting on paired donors, with incorporation or reduction of molecular oxygen, reduced flavin or flavoprotein as one donor, and incorporation of one atom of oxygen. The transcript has 2 exons.
AUAAUCAUGUUUAAUUUAAUGAUCUUAAUAAGCAGUUUUGUUUGCUAUAUUGCCUUUAUCCUAUGGCAGUCGGUGAGGAAACCAAAAAAUUAUCCACCUGGUCCCGAUUGUGUCCCAUGGGUGGGUAAUACGAUACAAUUGCGCAAGGAGGCUAGAGCAUGUGGCGGACAACAUAAGGCCUUUGAAAAAUGGUCCAAGGCCUAUAACAGUGAUCUCUUGGGCCUGAAGCUGGGCAGUGAAUUGGUGGUUGUGGCCCUGGGUUAUGAAAUGCAAAAAGAUGUCAAUCUCCAGGAGGUAUUCGAGGGACGUCCUGAUACCUUCUUCUUGCGUCUACGUACUAUGGGCACCCGCAAGGGUAUUACCUGUACCGAUGGCAAACUAUGGUAUGAACAUCGUAAUUUUGCCAUGAAACAAAUGCGUAACGUUGGCUAUGGUCGUUCGGAAAUGGAACAGCAUAUACAAAAGGAAACGGAAAGUCUGCUGAAAUUUAUUGAAUCAUUUGAGGGGGCUCCCGUCUGUCCUGCGACCUUUUUGGCUCAAAGUGUCAUCAAUGUUUUGUGGUCCAUGACGGCUGGGAAAAGAUUUGAAAGAGGCGAUAAGAGAAUGGCAAGGUUGUUGGAUCUGAUGGGAAGUCGUUCGAAGGUGUUCGAUAUGUCGGGGGGCAUUCUGACCCAAUUCCCCUGGCUGCGUUUUGUGGCACCCAACAAGACCGGCUAUAAUUUGAUACGCCAAUUGAAUGCGGAAAUGUUUAAUUUCUUUAUGGAAUGCAUCGAUGAGCAUAAGGCCACGUUGGCGAAGCAGACGACGGAUGGGGAUUUGAUUUAUGCCUAUUUGCGGGAAAUGCAAAAAGAGCUUAGCAACAACAAUGAGAAUAGCACCUUCAACGAGACACAGUUGGUCAUGACCAUUUUGGAUUUGUUUAUUGCGGGAUCGCAAACCACCAGCACGACCAUCGAUCUGAGUCUCAUGACAUUGGCCAUGCGUCCGGAGCUGCAAAAGAAAGUCUAUGAGGAGAUAAGGGCGAAUGCCAAACACAAUGAAUUCCCCAGUUUGGGUAACAAGGCCUAUUACCCCCUGACCGAUGCUUUCCUCAUGGAGGUUCAGAGAUUUUAUCAUAUUGCUCCGAUCACAGGGCCAAGGAGGGCAUUGUGGGAUACAAAAUUAGGAGGUUAUGAUAUACCGAAGAAUACUACAAUUCUCAUGUGCCCCUUUACGGUUAUGAAGGACGCCAAACACUGGGGUGAUCCGGAGGAAUUCCGCCCUGAACGUUUCAUCAAUGAGGAGGGUAAAACCUUUAAAGACGAAUAUUUCAUUCCCUUUGGUAUGGGUCGACGACGUUGUUUGGGUGAUGCCAUGGCAAGGGCUUGUAUAUUCUCGUUUAUCGUUUCGAUAUGUCAAAAUUUUGAAUUGGUCUUGAGUGAUAAAGAAGAAGAUCAGCCUUCAUGGACCCUGGUGCCGGGUAUAACGCUUUCCGCUAAGCCAUAUAAAAUUAAAUUUGUAAAACGUGUGUGA